This is a messenger RNA of Penicillium coprophilum, 693 nucleotides long. Its product is annotated as triose-phosphate isomerase TPI1. The transcript has 7 exons. Bases 1 to 693 code for a protein of 230 amino acids. NCBI's taxonomy places the organism in Eukaryota, Fungi, Ascomycota, Eurotiomycetes, Eurotiales, Aspergillaceae. Gene Ontology annotation, molecular function: triose-phosphate isomerase activity. Gene Ontology annotation, biological process: glycolytic process; gluconeogenesis; glyceraldehyde-3-phosphate biosynthetic process. Gene Ontology annotation, cellular component: cytosol. The record is from RefSeq and is a predicted model, not a curated record.
AUGCCUCGCCAAUUCUUCGUCGGUGGUAACUUCAAGAUGAACGGUGUUGCUCAGAGCAUCACCGACAUCGUGAAGAACCUCAACUCCGCCAAGCUCGACGACAGCACCGAGGUCAUCGGUGUUGCUGCCCAGAACGUCUUCGACAAGCCCAACGGUGCUUUCACCGGCGAGAUCAGCGUUGAGCAACUCCGCGAUAACAAGAUUAACUGGGCUGUCAUCGGCCACAGCGAGCGCCGUGUGAUCCUGAAGGAGUCUGAUGAGUUCAUUGCCCGCAAGACCAAGGCCGCCAUUGAGGGAGGUGUCGCUGUCAUUUUCUGCAUCGGAGAGACUCUUGAGGAGCGUGAGGCCAACAAGACUAUUGAGGUCGUCACCCGCCAGCUUAACGCUGCUGCCAAGGAGCUGAGCCCAGAGCAGUGGGACAAGGUCGUCAUUGCCUACGAGCCCGUCUGGGCUAUUGGUACCGGAAAGGUCGCUACCACUGAGCAGGCUCAGGAGGUCCACGCCGCCAUCCGCAAGUGGCUUGGCGAGUCCAUCUCUGCCCACGCCCAGGAGAGCGUUCGUAUCAUCUACGGUGGCUCCGUCAGCGAGAAGAACUGCCGCGAGCUCGCUACUCAGCCCGACGUUGACGGUUUCUUGGUUGGCGGUGCCAGCUUGAAGCCUGCCUUCGUCGACAUCAUCAACGCCCGCAUCUAA